CCUCUCAUCUAUCCUUGCUCAUCAUCAUCAUAUCUCAUAUCUUUAUCGCCUAUAUAUCUUAAAUGUUCUUAGCAUUAUCAUUGUUGAGCUUGAGCUUCUCCUUUACUCAGCUUCAAAAACUAGCUCAAUCUUAAUAAUGUACACCUACAAUAACAAUCUGAAUUUUUCCUCGACUCAACUCCAAAAAUUAGCUCGAACCCAACAUUAAUAUCUACAACAACAACUUGGUUUUUUCUCUUGAUUCAACUUCACAAACUAGCUCAAUCCGAACAUCAAUAUUUACAACUAUAUUUUUGGCUUUUUUUUUCUUGACUCAACUCCAAAAAUUGGCUAAAUCCGAACAUCUACACCAAAAAAAGUAACAUCAUCAUCAUCAACGACAAAAUUAGCAUCAUCAGUACCAGCACUAUCACCACCACCAUUUAAUUACACCUAGCUCCAAGAUCGGAUAUUGGAUGUGGAACCCUAAGGAUGACGAUGAUUCGUGGGAAGUUAGGGCUUUUGAGGAAGAUACUAGCAAUGCCAUGGGUGCAACUUGGCCACCAAGGUUCUAUACUUGCACCUUUUGUCGAAGAGAGUUCCGGUCCGCCCAAGCCUUAGGUGGCCACAUGAAUGUGCACCGUCGUGACCGUGUCAGGCUCAAUCAACCACCAUCAUUUGCUUCAAAUAGCUCCCUCACUUUCCCUAAUAAUGUCAAUUCUAACUUCCUAGUUCAAAAUCAAGAAUUCAUCCCAAAUGGUGGACUUUGCCUUGUUUACUCCAUGCCUAAUUAUAACCCUAAUGCCAUCUUCAACCCCACAACAAUUAAAUCUAGUGUAGAUCCCUCUAAUCUUCUCUCCAAUAUCUCACCUUUUUUGACAAAUAAUUUGAUGUCUCCUUGCAUUCCUCCAUCUUCAAAUUUCCAGCCUAACAACAUCAACUCAUCAUCAUUUAACACAAGUGAACCUUCGGCAUCUAAUAGUAAUAGUAAUGACAAUAAUCACGAUAAGAGGGAUUCGAUCAUUGGAGAUGACAUUGACCUUGAGCUCAGGCUAGGAUGGAGAUCAGCAACACCGCCAAGAUGACCGGCCAAGAAACUACAAGGUGUAACACAUUGUGGGGGUUGAUUUUUCCGAUGGUCACUCAACUGGCAGUUAUUAUCUCAUAAAGUCAUAGGAGUAUUUCUUUCUGAUUUUAAUGUGGCUUUAUGAGAUAAUAACUAUUAAUUGAGUAACUAUCUCUGAAAUCAACUCCACGUUAUGAUUAAUUAAUUUCCUAGACUUUCUGUGAGAAGUAGUUUUCAUUUAUCUUUCACGGAUUGAUUUAAUUAUUUGUUGGGCUGGUACACUGAAUAAUUAAUAGUAAUGAUGACGAUAGAAAGUUUUUAGGGUUGGAAUCCGAGCUAGACUAUUAAAAGAAGUUUGCAGUGCAGUGUCAUUUUCUACUUCCUGACCAUAUGUAUAUUUUUGGGAUUAUAUCAUAUGUUUGGACUCUAUCGGAAACAACCUCUUUACCUGAGGGAUGAGGUUUGCGUGCAAUAAUCUAUAUUUUCAAACUCUACUUUGUGGAAUUACAUUAGAUAUGUUGUUAUAUGCACUCUUAUAUAUGCAGUUAAUUCAUCUUCUCAUAUGAAGGAAUUUAUAUAUUUAUUUAUUUUUA
Molecule: messenger RNA, 1638 nt
Organism: Capsicum annuum
Lineage: Eukaryota; Viridiplantae; Streptophyta; Magnoliopsida; Solanales; Solanaceae
Product: transcriptional regulator SUPERMAN-like
Exons: 1
Coding region: 456-1064 (202 amino acids)
Source: RefSeq, a predicted model, not a curated record